AUGUUUCGAAGAUCGGUAGUGUCGGAUGGGACAGCCACUGGCCAAGGUCCUGCUGAUGACAAUUGCUUUGGUAAAGAAGUGGGGAUCAAGAAGAAAUCGAAGGUCCCUGGGGUGAUGAUAACACAGUUUGUUGAGACCCUGCCAGAGGGAAAGAGCCAUCCAGACUUCACCCGCAAGCCAAUUGCUUUGACCAUCCAAGAGGGAAAAUUUGCUUUUUUCAAAGCCAUUGUCACUGGAGACCCAACGCCAUCAGUAGCAUGGAGCAGAAACAACGGGGAUGUGUCUGAUACAUCCAGAUACCAGACUAAAUUUGAUCCAAAUUCCAAUGAGCACACAUUUGAGAUGCCAAAUGUAAUGCCGGAUCAAGCUGAUACCUACAAAUGCUUUGCAACUAAUGAAUACGGACAAGCCACGGUCACAGUUGUUCUGAAUGUUAUUGCAGUGGGUUACAAAAAGAACAAAGAGCCACAACCAGCAGCUGAAGCUACAGAUGGGAAUUUUAAGAAAGUAUUAAAAAGGAAAAGUAAGAUCCGUCCAAAAUCUGAGCAGGGUGAGCGAAAAGAAGGAGAGAUUGACCCUAAGUUUUGGGAGCUCUUACUAAGUGCUGAUAAGAAAGACUAUGAGAGAAUCUGCGCAGAGUUUGGAGUGACUGACUUUCGCUGGAUGCUAAAGAAACUCAAUGAAAUGAAGAAGGAAAGAGAGGAAGAACAAGCUGCGUUUGUCAAAAGCCUCUCUAACCUGAGACCUAUUCAAGUCAAUGCAGAUGGCACAGCGUCGUUUGAGAUUGACAUGGAUCUCAUCGACCCAAGCAGCUCAAUUUUUCUGUACAAGGAUGGAGAAAUGGUGCCAUACACAAAGGAGUUGGGGGAAAAAAUGAAGCACAGCCUUAAACAAAUUGGGAAGAAGUAUAUUUUCAGUAUGAGAGACCUUCUGCCUGAUGAUGCUGGACUUUACCAGCUUGAUGUAGAAGAUGUAAAUAUGUUUUCCACUGAUUUUAAAAUUCCAAUGGUGGAUUUCUUGGUGAAAAUUCAGGAAGUGAAGGCCAAGGAGAGAGAAGACGCUGUUUUUGAAUGUGUCCUGUCAAAUCCAUUCUCCAAGAUUAUGUGGUUUGGCAAGAAUUUACCACUUGAACAAGGGGAAAAAUAUGAUAUUGAGGUUUCAGAAGACAAACUCAUUCACCGGCUUGUUGUCAAAGACUGCAUGGUGGUGGAUAAAGGAAUUUAUUCUGCCUGUGCAGGAAUAAAAUCUUGCAAUGCAUGGCUUGUCGUUGAAGCUGAUAAAGAUGCUCCAAAGGGCAAAAAAACAGCAAGGAAGACAACAAGGGCGGGUGGCUCUGGCAUGGAUCUGCAGAGGGUUGCUCAAGAGCAACAGGUAAAAUUAGAGAAGCAGAGAGAGGAAAUAAAAGAACAGAUUCAGCUUGCAAAAGAAACUGCAGCAGUUGAAACACCUCCAGCUCCUGCACCAGCUGAGGCUCCAGCACCAACUGAAGCUCCAACUAAACCUGAAGCACCUAAAGAUCCAGAACCAGAACCUGGAAUUACCUGUGGGCUAUCGGAUAUUUAUUGUCUUCGUGGACAGCCAGCUGAAUUAGUGGUUAUGAUGAAUACAGACUGUGAGGGCACAUGGUUCAAAGAUGGAGAGCAGUUAAACUCAGGCAGUGGGGUCAUCAUAACCAAAGAUGGAACUUCUCACAAACUGACAAUUCAAAGCUGCAAAGAUGAUGACUCUGGAGUUUAUCGUUUUGUAUCGGGGGAACUAAGUACCCAGGGGAAGGUCACAGUUGGAGAUGUACCAGAAUUUGACCCUGAUGACCUCCACAAGUUCUCCAAGCCUGUGAUCAUAAGAGUGGGCCAGAAUGCUGCUUUUAAGAUGCCUUUUCCUCCUCAGGAGUCUUUGGUUGUCAGCUGGUUCAAGGAUAAUACUGAGAUCAAAGAUGGAGGAGGAGUGAAAAUUGUAAGGGAGCCAAAUCACAGUCGGCUACUGCUCAGAGACUGUCUGCGGACAGAUGCAGGGGAAAUAAAGAUCCAACUUAAAAACCCCUUUGGAUUUGUGGAGGCCACUUCUCAGCUUAUUGUGCUUGAUCGGCCAGGUCCACCAGAGGGUCCAGUGGAGAUUGUUGAGUCGACCUCAUCUUUAAUUGAGAUAAAAUGGAAACCUCCUAAAGAUGACGGAGGCUCAGCUGUCACCAACUAUAUCAUAGAGCGCCAGCAGACCGGUCAGAGUCUGUGGACAAAACUUGGAGAUGUCUCAGCUGACAAGACCUCCUUCAGAGAUAGGAAUGUGACACAUGGAAAGAAAUACAACUACCGUAUCUAUGCAGAGAACCCUGAGGGCUUGAGCGACGCCCUGGAGACAGCUGAUAGCAUUAUGGCUGGCAUAAUGAUACUCUCUGGACCACCUGGUGCCCCGACUGUGGUGAGUGCCUCAAAGACCUGCAUCAACUUGACCUGGACCCCUCCAGAGGAUGACAGAGGAGUACCAAUCAUUGGUUACCAACUGGAAAAACGGAAGAAGGACACAAAUCAGUGGAUUACCCUGAAUGCCCUAAAUGAACCCAUAGAAGAUGUUAAGUACGCAGUUAAAGAUGUCACUGAAGGAGCAGAGUAUGAGUUCAGAGUUUCAGCUAUAAAUGAGUCAGGAGCAGGAGAUCUAAGCCCCCCCUCUGCAAUGGUGUGUGCAAAGAAUCCCAAUAUGAGACCUUGUUUUAAAGAUCCAGAGGACUUUAUUGUUGUUAGAGCUGGGAAUUCUGCACGUGUUAAAAUUUGUUAUGAGGCUGAACCUCCUCCUGAGAUCACUUGGUAUAAGGAUGAUGAGCCACUAUCUCCAUGGAUUAAUGUCAUCAAUACAGAGGGAGUGUCUCAACUUGUUAUCCCCUCAUCAAAGCGUUCAGACUCAGCCAUAUACACUAUCAGAGCCAAAAACUCGGUGGGUGAGGCUUCAUUCGACAUUGAGGUUAGAGUGACAGAUGAACCAAAGACUCCAGGACCAGUGGAGCUGGAGCAAACAGUCCAAGGAAAAGUGUUGGUAUCAUGGGCUCCCUCUCCAGACCAGGAGCUUGAUGACCGUCUGUAUUACAUGGUGUCUCAACAUGACUCCAACGCCAGAGUGUGGAAGACUGUGGCAGACCGCCUCUUCUCUAACACAUACACUGCCAACAACAUACUUCCAGGAGUAGAGUACCAUUUUCGAAUCUAUGCCAAAAAUGACAUGGGUCUUUCUGAUCCAUCUCAGUCACCAACAUGGGGUGUCAACAGCAACAGAGUUCAAAUUACCUCGAAUGGAGUUAAUUCAUCAGGGGUUUGCUUCGAAAGGCCUCCAUCCAUUCUGGUCCCUCUCAAAGUCCACACUCCACCAAAAGGUUACCAGCUGUACAUGACUUGUGCUGUCAGAGGAUGCCCUACACCUUCUGUAUCCUGGUAUCUAAAUGGCACCUGCAUAAAUUCAGACAACAACUACUACAUUACCAACUCAUUUGGUGUGUGCUCCAUGUACAUCCUGAGAGUCCGAUCCCAAGACAGUGGUGAAUAUAAGGUUGUUGCAGUCAACUCUCUUGGCCAGGCAGAGUGCUCUACAAAACUUAUUGUCAAAGAUUAA
Molecule: messenger RNA, 3594 nt
Organism: Cheilinus undulatus (humphead wrasse)
Lineage: Eukaryota; Metazoa; Chordata; Actinopteri; Labriformes; Labridae
Product: immunoglobulin-like and fibronectin type III domain-containing protein 1
Exons: 22
Coding region: 1-3594 (1197 amino acids)
Molecular function (GO): protein binding
Source: RefSeq, a predicted model, not a curated record